UUAAACACAACAACCUUUUCAACACCAAUGCCAGGCUCACCAGACCCUCACCCUCAGAGGCGCCACCGCUCGCCAUCCGGCUCGCCUGCCCCAUCUCGCGACCGCCGCGACCGAGAGCGAGAGCGAGAGCGAGUCCGCGACUCGUCGCGCGACAACCGAUCCCGCCGCCACGACAGCCACCGCAGCUCGCGCAGAGACAGCUCCCGCCACCGCGAACACCGUCGCUCGUCACGCAGUCCAAGCGACCGUGAGCGCAGCCGCCGAGACGAUGACAGCCACCAUCGCAGGGAACGAAGGAAGCGCGCAACAAGCCCGCGGGACGAGCGAGACCGAGAUCGGGACCGAGAUCGAGACCGCCACCGCCGUCGACACCGGGACUACGACGACGACAACUCCUACCGAUCCUCCAACCACCGCCGCCGCCGCCGCCUCCGCCCCAAUCCGCUCCUCCAAACCCCUCCCCUCCCAACAAUCCGCCUACACCAUCGACCUGAACCCCUCAGAUGCCCAAUCCCCAGCCGCCGAGAUCGAAAAAGAAAAACCUAACUUCGGCACGACCGGCCGCCUCGCCGCCGAAAGCAACACCGUAACUGUCCCCGGCGGCGGAGGCAACGGCGCCACCACCGUGGUGCUCAAAUACCACGAACCGCCGGAGGCCCGCAAGCCGCCGGCCAAGGACAGCUGGCGGCUGUAUGUAUUCAAGGGGCAGGACCUACUGGAGAUGGUGGAGCUGAACGUGCGGAGCUGCUGGCUGGUGGGGCGGGAGCACCUGGUGGUGGAUUUCCCGCUGGAGCAUCCGAGCUGCUCAAAGCAGCAUGCGGCGCUCCAGUUCCGGUUCGUCGAGAAGAAGAACGAGUACGGGGAUCGGAUCGGGCGCGUCAAGCCCUACGUGAUCGAUCUGGAGAGCGCGAAUGGGACGACGGUGAACGGGGACAGGAUCCCCGCGGGCCGGUUUGUGGAGAUUAUGAAUAAGGACGUGUUGCGGUUUGGGCUGAGUUCGAGGGAGUAUGUGCUUAUGUUGACGAAGCCGGAGUAAUCUAGGUAUGGAUUUUGGGGGGCUGGGGAACGGCUAUCGAUGAAAGGGUCUGGUCGAUUCAACUUUCUGGAUGUUUGGUGCACGGCCAUGAUAUGGGGUUGGUGAUGUUGUCCCGCGCAUGCCUUCGUAGAGCCAACAUACCUACGUUUCAGGACACAG
Aspergillus uvarum CBS 121591 is the source of this 1195-nucleotide messenger RNA. RefSeq names its product putative FHA domain protein SNIP1. Gene Ontology annotation, biological process: maintenance of RNA location; mRNA splicing, via spliceosome. Gene Ontology annotation, cellular component: nucleus. Gene Ontology annotation, molecular function: protein binding; mRNA binding. The record is from RefSeq and is a predicted model, not a curated record. The coding region runs from base 269 to 1036 and encodes 255 amino acids. NCBI's taxonomy places the organism in Eukaryota, Fungi, Ascomycota, Eurotiomycetes, Eurotiales, Aspergillaceae. The transcript is spliced from 2 exons.